Molecule: messenger RNA, 32260 nt
Organism: Coregonus sp. 'balchen'
Lineage: Eukaryota; Metazoa; Chordata; Actinopteri; Salmoniformes; Salmonidae
Source: the annotation of a GenBank genome assembly
CUGCAUGAAGGUGACAAGGAGGAUGACUAUGCUGACAUCCUGAUCUACGUGACGGGCUGCGUGCUCUUCAUCCUGGCCGUCGUCAUCAUCAUCCUCUGUCGUAUGAGGAUGUCUACCCAGAAGACCCUGCCCUCCCCGCCCAUACAGAAACUCUCCAAGUUCCCCUUAAAGAGACAGGUAACAGAAAGUAGAUACAAGAUUUCCAACAAACCUUUAAACCUUUAUACCUUCCUCUCUUCCUAUGUUACUGUAGCAGACAUUGGCCUUUUAUCAAUUACAUGUUCUCACCGCCUGCGACCUCUCUCCUUUGUCCUCUCUCGCCUCCUUUUGAAAAAGGUCAAAGUUAAUCGGGGAGAGCCGGUGAGCAGAGUGAACGUGGAUGGAAAUGAGAAGGUCCUUCUCCCCUCGCGUCAUUUGGCAAAUAAUGUUUACAGGAGUUGGUUCACAAAAUAAAUGUGUAAAGUGAUCAAACAAAUUAAGUUAGUUGUGCAAGACAUUUUCUAGAUAAAACAAUAAGUAACUGGCCUCCCAAGUGGCGCAGCGGUCUAAGGCACUGCAUCGCACUGUUGCGGCGUCACUACAGACCCGGGUUUGAUCCCAGGCUGGGUCACAACCGGCCGGGACUAGGAGUCCCAUAGGGCGCCGCACAAUUGGCCCAGCGUUGUCCGGGUUAGGGGAGGGUUUGGCCCAGCGUUGUCCGGGUUAGGGGAGGGUUUGGCCCAGCGUUGUCCGGGUUAGGGGAGGGUUUGGCCCAGCGUUGUCCGGGUUAGGGGAGGGUUUGGCCCAGCGUUGUCCGGGUUAGGGGAGGGUUUGGCCCAGCGUUGUCCGGGUUAGGGGAGGGUUUGGCCCAGCGUUGUCCGGGUUAGGGGAGGGUUUGGCCCAGCGUUGUCCGGGUUAGGGGAGGGUUUGGCCCAGCGUUGUCCGGGUUAGGGGAGGGUUUGGCCCAGCGUUGUCCGGGUUAGGGGAGGGUUUGGCCCAGCGUUGUCCGGGUUAGGGGAGGGUUUGGCCCAGCGUUGUCCGGGUUAGGGGGGGUUUGGCCCAGCGUUGUCCGGGUUAGGGGAGGGUUUUGGCCCAGCGUUGUCCGGGUUAGGGGAGGGUUUGGCCCAGCGUUGUCCGGGUUAGGGGAGGGUUUGGCCCAGCGUUGUCCGGGUUAGGGGAGGGUUUGCACUGGGGGGGGCUUUACUUGGUUCAUUGCGCUCUAGCGACUCCUUGUGGCGGACUGUGCGCCUGCAGGCUGACUUUGGUCGUCAGUUGAACAGUGUUUCCUCCGACACAUUGGUGCUUCUGGGUUAAGCGGGUGGGUGUUAAGAAGCGUGGCUCGGCGGUUCAUGUUUCAGAGGACGCAUGACUCGACCUUUGCCUCUCCUGAGCCCGUUGGGGAGUUGCAGCGAUGAGACAAGAUCGUCAUUGGAUAUCACGAAAUUGGGGAGAAAACAGGGGUACAACAACAAAAAAUAACAUAUUGUGGGGAUGUUUUUCUCCUCUGACAAAACAAAGCUGAUUCAAAGUGCUGUGGCAGAUUUCAAAUGUCUUCCGUGGUAGGUUACACAUGAGUAUCCUCGAUGAAAGGAAGCUAUGGAGGAGGGUAGGACUCUCUUCUGUUUGCCUACUAACAAACUGACACACUCCUCGACCUCUCAAUCACUUAUCUCACUGUGAGGGGCCUGUUUCUCAAACUAGACACUCUAAUGUAUUUGUCCUCUUGCUCAGUUGUGCACCGGGGCCUCCCACUCCUCUUUCUAUUCUGGUUAGAGCCAGUUUGCGCUGUUCUGUGAAAGGAGUAGUACACAGCGUUGUACGAGAUCUUCAGUUUCUUGGCAAUUUCUCGCAUGGAAUAGCCUUCAUUUCUCAGAACAAGAAUAGACUGACGAGUUUCAGAAGAAAGUUAUUUGUUUCUGGCCAUUUUGAGCCUGUAAUCGAACCCACAAUUGCUGAUGCUCCAGAUACUCAACUAGUCUCAAGAAGGCCAGUUGUAUUGCUUCUUUAAUCAGCACAACAGUUUUCAGCUGUGCUAACAUAAUUGCAAAAGGGUUUUCUAAUGACCAAUUAGCCUUUUAAAAUGAUAAACUUGGAUUAGCAAACACAACGUGCCAUUGGAACACAGGACUGAUGGUUGCUGAUAAUGGGCCUCUGUACGCCUAUGUAGAUAUUCCAUUAAAAACCAGCCGUUUCCAGCUACAAUAGCCAUUUACAACAUUAACAAUGUCUGCACUGUAUUUCUGAUCAAUUUGAUGUUAUUUUAAUGGACAAAAAAAAUGCUUUUCUUUCGAAAACAAGGACAUUUCUAAGUGACCCCAAACUUUUGAACGGUAGUGUAUGUGUAUAUAUAUAUAUAUAUGCACUAUAUAUUCAAAUUAGUGGAUUUGGCUAUUUCAGCCACACCUUUGCUGAGAGGUGUAUAGAAUCGAGCACACAGCCAUGCAAUCUCCAUAGACAAACAUUGGCAGUAGAAUGGCCUUACUGAAGAGCUCAGUGACUUUCAACGUGGCACCGUCAUAGGAUGCCAACUUUCCAACAAGUCAGUUCGUCAAAUUUCUGCCCUGCUAGAGCUGCCCCGGUCAACUGUAAGUGCUGUUAUUGUGAAGUGGAAACAUCUAGGAGCAACAACGGCUCAGCCGCGAAGUGGUAGACCACACAAGCUCACAGAACGGGACUGCCAAGUGCUGUCCUCGGUUGCAACACUCACUACCGAGUUCUAAACUGCCUCUGGAAGCAACAUCAGCACAAGAACUGUUCGUCGGGAGCUUCAUGAAAUGGGUUUCCAUGGCCGAGCAGCCGCACACAAGCCUAAGAUCACCAUGUGCAAUGCCAAGCGUCGGCUGGAGGGGUGUAAAGCUCGCUGCCAUUGGACUCUGGAGCAGUGGAAACGAGUUCUGUGGAGUGAUGAAUCACGCUUCACCAUCUGGCAGUCCGACAGACGAAUCUGGAUUUGGUGGAUGCCAGGAGAAUGCUACCUGCCCCAAUGCAUAGUGCCAACUGUAAAGUUUGGUGGAGGAAAAAUAAUGGUCUGAGGCCACUUAGUUCCAGUGAAGGGAAACCUUAACGCUACACCAUACAAUGACAUUCUAGAAGGUUCUGUGCUUCCAACUUUGUGGCAACAGUUUGGGUUAAGGCCCUUUCCUGUUUCUGCAUGACAAUGCCCCCGUGCGCAAAGCGAUGUCCAUACAGAAAGGGUUUGUUGAGAUCGGUGUGGAAGAACUUGACUGGCCUGCACAGAGCCCUGACCUCAACCCCAUCGAACACCUUUGGGAUGAAUUGGAACGUCCACUGUGAGCCAGGCCUAAUCGCCCAACAUCAGUGCCCGACCUCACUAAUGGUCUUGUGGCUGAAUGGAUGCAAGUCCCUGCAGCAAUGUUCCAACAUCUAGUGGAAAGCCUUCCCAGAAGAGUGGAGGCUGUUAUAGCAGUAAAGGGGGGACCAACUCUAUAAUAAUAAUAAUAAUAUGCCAUUUAGCAGACGCUUUUAUCCAAAGCGACUUACAGUCAUGUGCGCAUACAUUUUUACGUAUGGGUGGUCCCAGGGAUCGAACCCACUACCCUGGCGUUACAAGCAUCAUGCUCUACCAGCUGAGCUACAGAGGACCACUAUAUCCAUAUUAAUGCCCAUGAUUUUAGAAUGAGAUGUUCGACGAGCAGCUGUCCACAUACUUUUGGUCAUGUAGUGUAUGUAUAUACCACUACUGUCUCUAUACCACUACCACUACUUUAUCCUGCCCUGCUCCUAAUACUCCCAGAUAUACACCCGUCACUGAAGAAGACCGGAGGUUUCAGAGAGGAGGCCAUCUUUCAAAGAAAUGACCCAGUGGAGUGAAUCAACCUGAUGCACCCUGCCUGUUGAAACAGCACAUUCCUCUCCUCCCUCGUCCCUCGCUCCUCUUCAGAGAUUAUAACAGUCUGUCUUUAUCACCCAGCAGGUUUCCUUGGAGUCUAACUCCUCCAUGAACUCCAACACGCCAUUGGUCAGGAUUGCACGCCUGUCGUCCAGCGAUGGACCAAUGCUGUCCAACGUCUCAGAGCUGGAGCUUCCAUCAGACCCCAAAUGGGAGUUCUCUAGGACCAGGUGAGACAGAGAGAUACCCGUUACCUUAGCAACGCCUGGAGAAAUACCAUAGCUAGCACUGUAGGACUCAGUAUAUCAGUCUGUUACCAAGAGACAGCUGGGUGGCUUUAGACUUGUUGUUUAGAUAAUGCUGCUGCAGGAAAUAAUUAUUUUGAGGAUUGAAAUACACAGAUAAUAUUUUGGACAUCAUUAGAUCACUUUCUUGGAUCUCCCAGAUAAGAGUUGUGGUUGUGUUUCAGUCUAACUAGUUGUGGUUGUGUUUCAGUCUAACUAGUUGUGGUUGUGUUUCAGUCUAACUAGUUGUGGUUGUGUUGUGGUUGUGUUUCAGUCUAACUAGUUGUGGUUGUGUUGUGGUUGUGUUUCAGUCUAACUAGUUGUGGUUGUGUUGUGGUUGUGUUUCAGACUAACUAGUUGUGGUUGUGUUGUGGUGUUUCAGUCUAACUAGUUGUGGUUGUGUUGUGGUUGUGUUUCAGACUAACUAGUUGUGGUUGUGUUUCAGUCUAACUAGUUGUGGUUGUGUUGUGGUGUGUUUCAGUCUAACUAGUUGUGGUUGUGUUUCAGUCUAACUAUGUUUGUGGGUUGUGUUUCAGUCUAACUAGUUGUGGUUGUGUUUCAGUCUAACUAGUUGUGGUUGUGUUUCAGUCUAACUAGUUGUGGUUGUGUUUCAGUCUAACUAGUUGUGGUUGUGUUUCAGUCUAACUAGUUGUGGUUGUGUUGUGGUUGUGUUUCAGUCUAACUAGUUGUGGUUGUGUUUCAGUCUAACUAGUUGUGGUUGUGUUUCAGUCUAACUAGUUGUGGUUGUGUUUGGUUUUCAGUCUAACUAGUUGUGGUUUGUUUCAGUCUAACUAGUUGUGGUUGUGUGUUUCAGCUAACUAGUUGUGUUGUGUUGUUUGUGUUUCAGUCUAACUAGUUGUGGUUGUGUUGUGGUUGUGUUUCAGUCUAACUAGUUGUGGUUGUGUUUCAGUCUAACUAGUUGUGGUUGUGUUGUGGUUGUGUUUCAGUCUAACUAGUUGUGGUUGUGUUGUGGUUGGUGUUGUGUUUCAGUCUAACUAGUUGUGGUUCUGUUUCAGUCUAACUAGUUGUGGUUGUGUUGUGGUUGUGUUUCAGACUAACUGGUUCUCUGUAGCUCAGCUGGUAGAGCACGGCACUUGUAACGCCAAGGUAGUGGGUUCGAUCCCCGGGACCACCCAUACACAAAAAUGUAUGCACGCAUGACUGUAAGUCGCUUUGGAUAAAAGCGUCUGCUAAAUGGCAUAUUAUUAUAUUAUUAUUAACUAGUUGUGGUUGUGUUGUGGUUGUGUUUCAGUCUAACUAGUUGUGGUUGUGUUGUGGUUGUGUUUCAGUCUAACUAGUUGUGGUUGUGUUUCAGACUAACGCUGGGUAAACCUCUGGGAGAAGGCUGCUUCGGUCAGGUGGUGAUGGCAGAGGCCAUCGGGAUCGACAAGGAGAAACCCAACAAACCCCUCAACGUCGCUGUGAAGAUGCUCAAAGGUUGUUGUUUCAGUUUCAAGUUUUAAUGUUAUGUGCACAAGUACAGUGAAAUGCUUGUCUUACCAGCUCUAACCACAACAAUGCAGUAAUCAAUAUCAAUGUAGUACUAAAAAUAACAAGGUACAACAGAAACACAAUAAAUUAAACUAAGAAAUAUGAAGAACACGAUAAAUUAAGUAAGCCUACUAUAUACAGGGUCAGUUCUAAUAACAUAUUAACAAUGUGCAGGGAUACUGGAGUGAUGGAGGUAGAUAUGUAUAGGGGUAAGGGGACAGGGAUACUGGAGUGAUGGAGGUAGAUAUGUAUAGGGGUAAGGGGACAGGGAUACUGGAGUGAUGGAGGUAGAUAUGUAUAGGGGUAAGGGGACAGGGAUACUGGAGUGAUGGAGGUAGAUAUGUAUAGGGGUAAGGGGACAGGGAUACUGGAGUGAUGGAGGUAGAUAUGUAUAGGGGUAAGGGGACAGGGAUACUGGAGUGAUGGAGGUAGAUAUGUAUAGGGGUAAGGGGACAGGAUACUGGAGUGAUGGAGGUAGAUAUGUAUAGGGGUAAGGGGAUACUGGAGUGAUGGAGGUAGAUAUGUAUAGGGGUAAGGGGACAGGGAUACUGGAGUGAUGGAGGUAGAUAUGUAUAGGGGUAAGGGGACAGGGAUACUGGAGUGAUGGAGGUAGAUAUGUAGAGGGGUCAGGUGACUAGGCUAUGGCUUGGGUUGUUGGAGUCUUUAACGAUUUUCUCUGACGAUUGUAUCUCUGACUGUCUAUCUCCUCAUAGAGAGGCAAAUUAUCUCUGACUGUCUAUCUCCUCAUAGAGAGGCAAAUUAUCUCUGACUGUCUAUCUCCUCAUAGAGAGGCUGAUUAUCUCUGACUGUCUAUCUCCUCAUUGAGAGGCUGAUUAUCUCUGACUGUCUAUCUCCUCAUUGAGAGGCUGAUUUACUCUGACUGUCUAUCUCCUCAUUGAGAGGCUGAUUAUCUCUGACUGUCUAUCUCCUCAUAGAGAAUGACUGUCUCAGUCUAUCUACUCUUCAGGAAAUUACAACUUGAUCUGGAAUUCAAAUGACUUCUUCUCCCUCCCUCCGUCUGUCCAUCUGUCCCCUCUCCCUCCCUCCGUCUGUCCAUCUGUCCCCCUCUCUCUCCCUCCGUCUGUCUGUCCCCUUCUCUCUCCCUCUGUCUGUCUGUCCCCCUCCCUAUCCCUCCCUCUGUCUGUCCCUUCUCUCUCCCUCCCUCUGUCUCUCUCUCUAUCCCUCUGUCUGUCCCCCUCUCUCUCCCUCCCUCUGUCUGUCCCCCUCUCUCUCCCUCUGUCUGUCCCCCUCUCUCUCCCUCUGUCUGUCCCCCUCUCUAUCCCUCUGUCUGUCCCCCUCUCUCUCCCUCUGUCUGUCUGUCCCCCUCUUCUUCUUCCCUCUGCUCCCUGUCUGUCCCCUCUCUAUCCCUCUUCGUGUCGCCCCUCCCUAUCCCUCCUCGUCUGUCUGUCCCCCUCUCUAUCCCUCUGUCUGCCCUCCUUCCCUCUCUCUCCUCCCUCUGUCUCUCCUCUCCCUCCGUCUGUCUGUCCCCUCCCUAUCCCUCCCUCCGUCUGUCUGUCCCCCUCUCUAUCCCUCUGUCUGGUCCCCUUCUCUCUCCCUCCUCUGUCUCUCUCUCCUCCGUCUGUUGUCCCCCUCCUAUCCCUCCUCCGUCUGUUGCCUUCUCUUCCUCUCUGUCUCUCCCUCUCUCGUCUCUCUCUCCCCUCCGUUCGUCUCUGUCCUCUCUUAUCCCUCCCGUCUGUUGUCCCCCUUCUCUCCUCUGUCUUGUCUGUCUGUCCCCCUCUCUCUAUCCCUCCGUCUGUGUGUCCCCCUCUCUCUCCCUCUGUCUGUCUGUCCCCCUCUCUCUCCCUCUGUCUGUCUGUCUGUCCCCCUCUCUAUCCCUCUGUCUGUCCCUUCUCUCUCCCUCCCUCUGUCUCUCUCUCCCUCCGUCUGUCUGUCUGUCUCUCUAUCCCUCCGUCUGUGUGUCCCCCUCUCUCUCCCUCCCUCUGUCUGUCCCCUCCCCCCUCUCUCUCCCUCUGUCUGUGUGUCCCCCUCUCUCUCCCUCUGUCUGUCUGUCCCCCUCUCUCUCCCUCUGUCUGUGUGUCCCCCUCUCUCUCCCUCUGUCUGUCUGUCUGUCUGUCUGUCCCCCUCUCUCUCCCUCUGUCUGUAUGUCCUCUCUCUCUCUCCCUCUGUCUGUGUGUCCCCCUCUCAUCUCCCUCUGUCUGUCUGUGUGUCCCCCCUCUCUCUCCACUCUGUCUGUGUCCCCCUCUCUCUCCCCUUUGUCUGUCUGUCUGUCCCCUCUCUCUCUCCCUCCGUCUGUCGGUCUGUCCCCCUCUCUCUCCCUCUGUCUGUAUGUCCUCUCUCUCUCCCUCUGUCUGUAUGUCCCCCUUUCUCUCCAUCAGACAACGCCACAGAUAAGGACCUGUCAGACCUGGUCUCAGAGAUGGAGAUGAUGAAGAUGAUUGGAAAACACAAAAACAUCCUCAACCUGCUGGGAGCAUGUACACAGGAUGGUAAGUUACAACCUGCUGGGAGCAUGUACACAGGAAGGUAAGUUACAACCUGCUGGGAGCAUGUACACAGGAAGGUAAGUUACAACCUGCUGGGAGCAUGUACACAGGAAGGUAAGUUACAACCUGCUGGGAGCAUGUACACAGGAAGGUAAGUUACAACCUGCUGGGAGCAUGUACACAGGAAGGUAAGUUACAACCUGCUGGGAGCAUGUACACAGGAAGGUAAGUUACAACCUGCUGGGAGCAUGUACACAGGAAGGUAAGUUACAACCUGCUGGGAGCAUGUACACAGGAAGGUAAGUUACAACCUGCUGGGAGCAUGUACACAGGAAGGUAAGUUACAACCUGCUGGGAGCAUGUACACAGGAAGGUAAGUUACAACCUGCUGGGAGCAUGUACACAGGAAGGUAAGUUACAACCUGCUGGGAGCAUGUACACAGGAAGGUAAGUUACAACCUGCUGGGAGCAUGUACACAGGAAGGUAAGUUCAGAGGAAUGCAGAGCGUAUGACCCUGACAUACUGUAACAGCUCAGUGGUCCUCUGAACUUACUAGACUAACCCCUAACCCCUAACCCCUAACCCUCUGGUCCUCUGUAGCUCAGCUGGUAGAGCAUGGCGCUUGUAACGCCAGGGUAGUGGGUUCGAUCCCCGGGACCACCCAUACGUAAAAAUGUAUGCGCACAUGACUGUAAGUCGCUUUGGAUAAAAGUGUCUGCUAAAUGGCAUAUUAUAUUUAACAAAGAGGGCAUUAUACUGUUAACCAUUAUCCAUAUAAAGACAGAGAUGUAUUUACUGAGUGACUAUGUAUCCUCCAGGGGAGGUCGGCUCAUAAUAAUGGCUGGAGUGGAGUGAAAUGGAAUGGUACAUGAAAACCAUGUGUUGGAUAAUAUUCCAUGACUAUGAGCUGUCCUCCCCUCUGCAGCCUCCACUGGUACCCUCCCAGGAUCCCUGUAUGUUCUGGUGUAGUAAGCCUUUAAAGGGAACCUGAGGGUUGGGGUUAGAGUUAACAGGGUUAGAGUUAACAGGGUUAGGGGUUAGAGUUAACAGGGUUAGAGUUAACAGGGUUAGGGUUAACAGGGUUAGGGGUUAGAGUUAACAGGGUUAGAGUUAACAGGGUUAGAGUUAACAGGGUUAGGGGUUAGAGUUAACAGGGUUAGAGUUAACAGGGUUAGGGGUUAGAGUUAACAGGGUUAGAGUUAACAGGGUUAGAGUUAACAGGGUUAGGGGUUAGAGUUAACAGGGUUAGAGUUAACAGGGUUAGGGUUAACAGGGUUAGGGUUAACAGGGUUAGAGUUAACAGGGUUAGGGUUAACAGGGUUAGAGUUAACAGGGUUAGAGUUAACAGGGUUAGAGUUAACAGGGUUAGGGGUUAGAGUUAACAGGGUUAGGGGUUAGAGUUAACAGGGUUAGGGGUUAGAGUUAACAGGGUUAGAGUUACAGGGUUAGAGUUAACGGGUUAGAGUUAACAGGUGUUAGAGUUAACAGGGUUAGGGUUAGGGGUUAGAGUUAACAGGGUUUUAGGGGUUUAGAGUUAACAGGGUUAGGGGUAGGGGUUAGAGUUAACAGGUAGGUUAGGUGUUAGAGUUAACAGAGUUAGAGUUAACAGGGUUAGGUUAACAGGUUAGAGUUAACAGGGUUAGAGUUAACAGGGUUAGGGGUUUAGAGUUACAGGGUUGGUUAGAGUUAACAGGGUUAGAGUUAAACAGGGUUUAGAGUUAACAGGGUUAGAGUUAACAGGGUUAGGGGUUAGAGUUAACAGGGUUAGGGGUUAGAGUUAACAGGGUUAGAGUUAACCAGGUUAGAGUUAACCAGGUUAGAGUUACAGGGUUAGGGGUUAGAUUUAACAGGGUUAGGGGUUAGAGUUAAAAAAACAGGGGUUUUAGGGAGUUAACAGGGUUAGAGUUAACAAGGUUAGAGUUAACAGGGUUAGGGGUUUAGAGUUAACAGGGUUAGGGUUAAACAGGGUUAGGGGUUAGAGUUAACAGGGUUUAGAGUUAACAGGGUUAGAGUUAAACAGGGUUAGGGGUUAGAGUUAACAGGGUUAGAGUUAACAGGGUUAGAGUUAACAGGGUUAGAGUUAACAGGGUUAGAGUUGUUAAACAGGGUUAGAGUUAACAGGGUUAGGGGUUAGAGUUAACAGGGUUAGAGUUAACAGGGUUAGAGGUUAACAGGGUUAGAGUUAAACAGGGUUAGGGGUUAGAGUUAACAGGGUUUAGAGUUAACAGGGGUUAGGGUUAACAAGGUUAGAGUUAAACAGGGUUAGAGUUAACAGGGUAGAGUUAACAAGGUUAGGGUUAACAAGGUUAGAGUUAACAGGGUUAGAGUUAACAGGGUUAGGGUUAACAAGGUUAGAGUUAACAGGGUUAGAGUUAACAAGGUUAGAGUUAACAGGGUUAGGGGUUAGAGUUAACAGGGUUAGGGGUUAGAGUUAACAGGGUUAGAGUUACAGGGUUAGAGUUUAACAGGGUUAGAGUUAACAGGGUUUAGAGUUAACAGGUUCAGAGUUAACAGGGUUAGAGUUAACAGGGUUAGGGUUAGGAGUUAACAGGGUUUAGAGUUAACAGUGGUUAGAGUUAACAGGGUUAGAGUUAACAGGGUUAGAGUUAACAGGGUUAGGGGUUAGAGUUAACAGGGUUAGAGUUAACAGGGUUAGAGUUAACAGGGUUAGAGUUAACAAGGUUAGAGUUAACAGGGUUGGGGGUUAGAGUUAACAGGGUUAGGGUUAACAGGGUUAGAGUUAACAGGGUUAGAGUUAACAAGGUUAGAGUUAACAGGGUUAGGGGUUAGAAGUUAAUAGUUAACAGGGUUAGAGUAACAGGGUUAGAGUUAACAGGGUUAGAGUUAACAAGGUUAGAGUUAACAGGGUUAGGGGUUAGAGUUAACAGGGUUAGGGGUUAGAGUUAACAGGGUUAGGGGUUAGAGUUAACAGGGUUAGAGUUAACAAGGUUAGAGUUAACAGGGUUAGGGGUUAGAGUUAACAGGGUUAGGGUUAGAGUUAACAGGGGUUAGAGUUAACAGGGGUUAGAGUUAACAGGGUUAGAGUUAACAGGGUUAGGGGUUAGAGUUAACAGGGUUAGGGUUAGGGGUUAGAGUUAACAGGGUUAGGGGUUAGGGGUUAUAGUUAAUAGGGUUAGGGUUUAGAGUUAACAGGAUUAGGGGUUAGAGUUAACAGGGUUAGGGGUUAGGGGUUAGGGGUUAGAGUUAACAGGGUUAGGGGUUAGAGUUGACAGGGUUAGGGGUUAGGGGUUAGAGUUAACAGGGUUAGGGGUUAGAGUUAACAGGGUUAGAGUUAACAGGGUUAGAGUUAACAGGGUUAGGGAUUAGAGUUAACAGGGUUAGGGGUUAGAGUUAACAGGGUUAGAGUUAACAGGGUUAGAGUUAACAGGGUUAGGUGUUAGAGUUAACAGGAUUAGGGUUAGGGGUUAGAGUUAACAGGGUUAGGGGUUAGAGUUAACAGGGUUAGGGGUUAGAGUUAACAGGGUUAGGGGUUAGGGGUUAGAGUUAAAAGGGUUAGGGGUUAGAGUUAACAGGGUUAGGGGUUAGAGUUAACAGGGUUAGGGGUUAGAGUUAACAGGGUUAGGGGUUAGGGGUUAGAGUUAACAGGGUUAGGGGUUAGAGUUAACAGGGUUAGGGUUAGGGGUAAGAGUUAACAGGGUUAGGGGUUAGAGUUAACAGGGUUAGGGGUUAGAGUUAACAGGAUUAGGGGUUAGAGUUAACAGGGUUAGGGGUUAGAGUUAACAGGGUUAGGGGUUAGAGUUAACAGGGUUAGGGGUUAGAGUUAACAGGGUUAGGGGUUAGGGGUUAGAGUUAAAAGGGUUAGGGGUUAGAGUUAACAGGGUUAGGGGUUAGAUGUUAACAGGGUUAGGGGUUUAGAGUUUAACAGGGUUAGGGGUUAGGGGUUAGAGUUUAACAGGGUUAGGGGUUAGAGUUAACAGGGUUUAGGGUUAGGGGUAAGAGUUAACAGGGUUAGGGGUUAGAGGUUAACAGGGUUAGGGGUUUAGAGUUAACAUGAUUAGGGGUUAGAAGUUAACAGGGUCGGGGUUAGAGUUGAAACAGGGUUAGGGGGUUAGAGUAAACAGGGGUUAGGGGUUAGAGGUUACCAGGGUUAGGGGUUAGGGGUUAGCGGUUAACAUGGUUAGGGGGAGUUAUAGUUAAUAGGGUGUUAGGUUUAGAGUUAAUCGAGGUAUUUGUGUAGGGGGUUUAGGAGUUAACAGGGUUUAGGGGUUAUGGGGUUUAGGGGUUAGAGUAAACAGGGUUAGGGGUUAGAGUUGACAGGGUUAGGGGUUAGAGUUUAACAGGGUUAGGGGGUUAGGGUUAACAGGGUUAGAUGUUAACAGGUGGUAGGGGUUAGGGUUAACAGGGUUAGAGGUUAACCAGGGUUAGGGGUUAGGGGUUUAGAGUUAACAGGGGUUAGGGGUUAGAGUUAACAGGGUUAGAGUUAACAGGGUUAGGGGUUAGAGUUAAAAGGGUUAGGGGUUAGGGUUAACAAGGUUAGUGGUUAGGGGUUAGAGUUAACAGGGUUAGGGGUUAGGGGUUAUAGUUAAUAGGGUUAGGGUUAGGGGUUAGAGUUAACAGGGUUAGGGGUUAGAGUUAACAGGGUUAGGGGUUAGAGUUAACAGGGUUAGGGGUUAUAGUUAACAGGGUUAGGGGUUAGGGGUUAGAGUUAACAAGGGUUAGGGGUUAGGGGUUAUAGUUAAUAGGGUUAGGGGUUAGAGUUAACAGGGUUAGGGGUUAGGGGUUAGAGUUAACAGGGAUAGGGGUUAGAGUUAACAGGGUUAGGGGUUAGGGGUUAGAGUUAACAGGAUUAGGGGUUAGAGUUAACACGGUUAGAGUUAACAGGGUUAGGGGUUAGGGGUUAGAGUUAACAGGGUUAGGGGUUAGAGUUAGCACGGUUAGAGUUAACAGGGUUAGGGGUUAAAAUCAAAUCAAAUCAAAUUUUAUUGGCCACAUGCGCCGAAUACAACAGGUGCAGACAUUACAGUGAAAUGCUUACUUACAAGCCCUUAACCAACAGUGCAUUUAUUUUUAAUAAAAAAGUAAAAUAAAACAACAACAAAAAAGUGUUGAGUAAAAAAGAGCAGAAGUAAAAUAAAAUAACAGUAGGGAGGCUAUAUACAGUGGGGAAAAAAGUAUUUAGUCAGCCACCAGUUGUGCAAGUUAUCCCACUUAAAAAGAUGAGAGAGGCCUGUAAUUUUCAUCAUAGGUACACGUCAACUAUGACAGACAAAUUUAGAAGAAAAGAAAUCCAGAAAAUCACAUUGUAGGAUUUUUAAUGAAUUUAUUUGCAAAUUAUGGUGGAAAAUAACUAUUUGGUCCCCUACAAACAAGCAAGAUUUCUGGCUCUCACAGACCUGUAACUUCUUAUUUAAGAGGCUCCUCUGUCCUCCACUCAUUACCUGUAUUAAUGGCACCUGUUUGAACUUGUUAUCAGUAUAAAAGACACCUGUCCACAAACUCUCCAAACUCCACUAUGGCCAAGACCAAAGAGCUGUCAAAGGACACCAGAAACAAAAUUGUUGACCUGCACCAGGCUGGGAAGACUGAAUCUGCAAUAGGUAAGCAGCUUGGUUUGAAGAAAUCAACUGUGGGAGCAAUUAUUAGGAAAUGGAAGACAUACAAGACCACUGAUAAUCUCCCUCGAUCUGGGGCUCCACGCAAGAUCUCACCCCGUGGGGUCAAAAUGAUCACAAGAACGGUGAGCAAAAAUCCCAGAACCACACGGGGGCCCAGUAUGAAAAAUAUAAUGUAUGCACUCACUAACUGUAAGUCGCUCUGGAUAAGAGCGUCUGCUAAAUGACUAAAAUGUAAAUGUAAAUGUUGUGAAUGACCUGCAGAGAGCUGGGACCAAAGUAACAAAGCCUACCAUCAGUAACACACUAUGCCGCCAGGGACUCAAAUCCUGCAGCGCCAGACGUGUCCCCCUGCUUAAGCCAGUACAUGUCCAGGCCCGUCUGAAGUUUGCUAGAGUGCAUUUGGAUGAUCCAGAAGAGGAUUGGGAGAAUGUCAUAUGGUCAGAUGAAACCAAAAUAACUUUUUGGUAAAAACUCAACUCGUCGUGUUUGGAGGACAAAGAAUGCUGAGUUGCAUCCAAAGAACACCAUACCUACUGUGAAGCAUGGGGGUGGAAACAUCAUGCUUUGGGGCUGUUUUUUCUGCAAAGGGACCAGGACGACUGAUCCGUGUAAAGGAAAAGAAUGAAUGGGGCCAUGUAUCGUGAGAUUUUGAGUGAAAACCUCCUUCCAUCAGCAAGGGCAUUGAAGAUGAAACGUGGCUGGGUCUUUCAGCAUGACAAUGAUCCCAAACCACACCGCCCGGGCAACGAAGGAGUGGCUUCGUAAGAAGCAUUUCAAGGUCCUGGAGUGGCCUAGCCAGUCUCCAGAUCCCCAUAGAAAAUCUUUGGUGGGAGUUGAAAGUCCGUGUUGCCCAGCGACAGCCCCAAAACAUCACUGCUCUAGAGGAGAUCUGCAUGGAGGAAUGGGCCAAAAUACCAGCAACAGUGUGUGAAAACCUUGUGAAGACUUACAGAAAACGUUUGACCUGUGUCAUUGCCAACAAAGGGUAUAUAACAAAGUAUUGAGAAACUUUUGUUAUUGACCAAAUACUUAUUUUCCACCAUAAUUUGCAAAUAAAUUUAUUUAAAAAUCCUACAAUGUGAUUUUCUGGAGAAAAAAAAUCUCAUUUUGUCUGUCAUAGUUGACGUGUACCUAUGAUGAAAAUUACAGGUCUCUCAUCUUUUUAAGUGGGAGAACUUGCACAAUUGGUGGCUGACUAAAUACUUUUUUCCCCCACUGUAUACAGGGGGGUACCGGUGCAGAGUCAAUGAGCGGGGGCACCGGCUAGUUGAGGUAGUUGAAGUAAUAUGUACAUGUGGGUAGAGUUAAAGUGACUAUGCAUAAAUAAUUAACAGAGUAGCAGCUGCGUAAAAAGAUGGGGUGGGGGGGCAGUGCAAAUAGUCCGGGUAGCCAUGAUUAGCUGUUCAGGAGUCUUAUGGCUUGGGGGUAGAAGCUGUUGAGAAGUCUUUUGGACCUAGACUUGGCACUCCGGUACCGCUUGCCGUGCGGUAGCAGAGAGAACAGUCUAUGACUAGGGUGGCUGGAGUCUUUGACAAUUUUGAGGGCCUUCCUCUGACCACCGCCUGGUAUAGAGGUCCUGGAUGGCAGGAAGCUUGGCCCCAGUGAUGUACUGGGCCGUACGCACUACCCUCUGUAGUGGCCUUGCGGUCGGAGGCCAAGCAGUUGCCAUACCAGGCGGUGAUGCAACCAGUCAGGAUGCUCUCGAUGGUGCAGUUGUAUAAUUUUUUGAGGAUCUGAGGACCCAUGCCGAAUCUUUUCAGUCUCCUGAGGGGGGAAUAGGCUUUGUCGUGCCCUCUUCACGACUGUCUUGGUGUGUUUGGGACCAUGAUAGUUCGUUGGUGAUGUGGACACCAAGGAACUUGAAGCUCUCAAACCGGUUCCACUACAGCCCCGUCGAUGAGAAUGGGGGCGUGCUCAGUCCUCUUUUUUUUUCCUGUAGUCCACAAUCAUCUCCUUUGUCUUGGUCACGUUGAGGGAGAGGUUGUUAUCCUGGCACCACACGGCUGUCUCAUCGUUGUUGGUGAUCAGGCCUACCACUGUUGUGUCGUCGACAAACUUAAUGAUGGUGUUGGAGUGGUGCCUGGCCAUGCAGUCAUAGGUGAACAGGGAGUACAGGAGGGGACUGAGCACGCACCCCUGAGGGGCCCCCGUGUUGAGGAUCAGUGUGGCAGAUGUGUUGUUACCUACCCUUACCACCUGGGGGCGGCCCGUCAGGAAGUCCAGGAUCCAGUUUGCAGGGGGAGGUGUUUAGUCCCAGGAUCCUUAGCUUAGUGAUGAGCUUUGAGGGCACUAUGGUGUUGAAUGCUGAGCUGUAGUCAAUGAAUAGCAUUCUCACGUAGGUGUUCCUCUUGUCCAGGUGGGAAAGGGCAGUGUGGAGUGCAAUAGAGAUGGCAUCAUCUGUGGAUCUGUUGGGGCGGUAUGCAAAUUGGAGUGGGUCUAGAUUUUCUGGGAUAAUGGUGUUGAUGUGAGCCAUGACCAGCCUUUCAAAGCACUUCAUGGCUACAGACGUCAGUGAUACGGGUCGGUAGUCAUUUAGGCAGGUUAUCUUAGUGUCCUUGGGCACGGGGACUAUGGUGGUCUGCUUGAAACAUGUUGGUAUUACAGACUCAGUCAGGGACAUGUUGAAAAUGUCAGUGAAGACACUUGCCAGUUGGUCAGCACAUGCUCGGAGUACACGUCCUGGUAAUCCGUUUGGCCCUGCGACCUUGUGAAUGUUGACCUGCUUAAAAGUCUUACUCACAUCGGCUACGGAGAGCGUGAUCACAUAGUCAUUUGGGGUUAGAGUUAACAGAGUUAGGGUUAGUGGUUAGAGUUAACAGGGUUAGGGGUUAGGGGUUAGAGUUAACAGGGUUAGGGGUUAAAGUUAACAGGGUUAGGGGUUAGGGGUUAGAGUUAACAGGGUUAGGGGUUAGAGUUAACAGGGUUAGGGUUGGGGUUAGAGUUAACAGGGUUAGGGGUUAGGGGUUAGAGUUAGGUGAUUAGGGUUAAAGUUAACAGGGUUAGGGGGUUAGGGUUAGAGUUAACAGGGUUAGGGGUUAGAGUUAACAGGGGUUAGGGGUUUAGAGUUAAAGGGUUAGGGGUUAGGUUACAGGUUUAGGGGUUAGAGUUAACAGGGUUGGGUUAGGGUUAGAGUUAACGGGUUAGGGUUGGGGGGUUUAAAGUUAACAGGGUGGAGGGGUUAGGGUUAGAGUUAAAAGGGAGGGUUAGGGGUUAGAGUGUAACAGGGUUAGGGUUAGAGUUAACAGGGUUAGGGGUUAGAGUUAACAGGGUUAGGGUUAGAGUUAACAGGGUUAGGGGUUAGAGUUAACAGGGUUAGGGUUUAGGGGUUAGCGUUAACAGGGUUAGGGGUUAUAGUUAACAGGGUUAGGGAUUAGAGUUAACAGGGUUAGGGUUAGAGUUAACAGGGUUAGGGGUUAGAGUUAACAGGGUUAGGGAUUAGAGUUAACAGGGUUAGGGUUUAGGGAUUAGAGUUAACAGGGUUAGGGUUUAGGGGUUAGAGUUAACAGGGUUAAGGUUGGUAUAAAGUAUAAAUACAGUAUAUAUAUUCCCCAGGUUCCCUGUACGUGCUGGUGGAGUAUGCGUCUAAAGGGAACCUGAGGGAGUACCUGAGAGCCCGUCGGCCCCCGGGGAUGGACUACUCCUUCGACACCUGUAAGAUCCCUGACGAGCAGCUCACCUUUAAAGACCUGGUGUCCUGUGCCUACCAGGUGGCACGAGGCAUGGAGUACCUGGCCUCACAGAAGGUGGGUGGCAUACUGGUCAUAGUAGGGUUGCAAAAAUCUUUACUUUCCAAAAUUCCCAGGGUUUCUAGAAAUCCUGGUUGGAGAAUUCUGGAUUCGCUGCUUAUUCCCUUCUGAUUCCGGGAAUCUUCCAACCGGGAUUUCUGGAAAACCUUGGAAUUUUGGGAAAGCUACCGGAAUUUUGCAACCCUAGUUCGGAUUAUAUCUGGUCUAUAUGCUACAGUAUGGUAUAAUACAGUCCAGUCCAGUCCAGUCCAGUCCAGUCCAGUCCAGUCUAGUCUAGUCUAGUCUAGUCUAGUCUAGUCUAGUCUAGUCUAGUCUAGUCUAGUCCAGUCCAGUCCAGUCCCAGUCCAGUCCAGUCAAGUCCAGUCAAGUCCAGUCAAGUCCAGUCCAGUGUAUUUAGCCUGACUAAUUGGUUCCUCUUCCUCAGUGUAUCCAUAGAGAUCUGGCAGCCAGGAACGUCCUGGUAACUGAGGACAACGUGAUGAAGAUCGCAGACUUCGUCUGGGAGAUGUGACCUGGAUAAAGGUCCAAACGGUGAGGGGCUUAAAACUGCGUUGGCUAGAUUAUAUGGGAGUCCUAGGGUUCUGCUGUGGAAGGGGGUCAUAGUGGUUAGGGUUAGUAGUCACUGUCUGCUGUGGAAGGCGGGUCAAUAGGUUGGGUUUAGGGUUAGUAGUCACUGUCUGCUGAUGGGAAGGGGUCAAUAGGUUGGGUUAGGGUUAGGUAGGUCACUGUCUGUGAGGAGGGGUCAAUAGGUGGGUUAGGGUUAGUUCACUGUCUGCUGAUGGAAGGGGUGUCAAUAGGUUGGGUAGGGUUAGUAGUCCUGUCUGCUGAUGGAAGGGGUCAAUAGGUUGGUUAGGGUUAGUAGCACUAUGUCUGGGGAUGGAAGGGGGCUGGUCAAUAGGAUGUCUGGUUAGUAAGGGGCACUGUGUGAGGAGGGUCAUAGGUGGGGUUAGGGGUUAGUAAUACUGGCUGAUGGUAAGAGGGUAAAGGUUGGGGUUAGGGUUAGUAGUCCACUGUCUGCUGAUGAAAGGGGUCAAUAGGUUGGGUUAGGGUUAGUAGUCAUGUCUGCUGAUGGAAGGGGUCAAUAGGUUGGGUUAGGGUUAGUAGUCACUGUCUGCUGAUGGAAGGGGUCAAUAGGUUGGGUUAGGGUUAGUAGUCACUGUUGCGAUGGAGAGGCCGGUCAAGGUUGGGUUAUGGGGUUUUAGUCACUGUCUGCAGUGGAAAGGGGGUUCAAUUAGGUGGGUUAGGUAAGUAGUCAUGUUGUGAUGGGGGUGUCGGUUGGGUUUGGGUUAGUAGCACAUGUUGGAUGGAGGGGUCUUGGUUUGGGUUAGGGUUAGUGGGUGUUCCUUUGUAUGGAAGGUCAAUAGGUUGGGUUAGGGUUUAUUCUUGUCUGUGAUGGAAGGGUCAAUAGGUGGGUUGGGUUGUUAUGUCACUGUUGCUGGUGGAGGGGUCAUGGUUGGGUUAGGGGUAGAGUCCUGUGUGUGAUGGAAGGGGUCAAUAGUUGGUUAGGGUUAGAGUCACUGUCUGGAGGGGGUCAUUAGGUUGGUUAGGGUAAUAGUCACUGUGGCUGAUGAAGGGCCUGGUCAAUAGGUUUUGGUUUAGGUUUAGGGUAGUGGGUUUCUGCUGAUGGAAGGGAUAGUGGGGUGGGUGUAGGGUUGUAUGUCUCUGUGUUUUGGGGUGCAAAAGGUUUGGGUUGGUUGGUUAGUGCGCUUUGCCUGAUGGAAGGGGUCAAUAGGUUGGGUUAGGGUUCGUGUCACUGUCCCGGAUGGAAGGGGUAAUAGGUUGGAGGACAGUAGGUCAGUCUGCGAUGGAAGGGCACUGGUCAAGGUGGUUGGGUUAGUAUCACUGUCUGCUGAUGGAGGGGUCAAUAGUUGGGUUAGGUUAGGUCAUGUUAUUGAUGGAAGGGUCAAUAGUUGGGUUAGGGUUAGUAUCAAUCAAUAUCUGAUUGAAGGCCGUCAAUAGCGUGGUUAGGGUAUAGCACUGUCUGGUAAGGGGUACAAUAGGGUUGGGUUAGGGUUAGUAGUCACUGUCUGCUGAUGGAAGGGUCAAUAGGUGGGUUAGGGUUAGUAGUCACUGUCCUGCUGAUGGAAGGGGUCAAUAGGUUGGUUAGGUAGUAGUCACUGUCUGCUGAUGGAAGGGGUCAAUAGGUUGGGUUAGGGUUAGUAGUCACUGUCUGCUGAUGGAAGGGCCCGGUCAAUAGGUUGGGUUAGGGUUAGUAGUCACUGUCUGCUGAUGGAAGGGGUCAAUAGGUUGGGUUAGGGUUAGUAGUCACUGUCUGCUGAUGGAAGGGGUCAAUAGGUUGGGUUAGGGUUAGUAGUCACUGUCUGCUGAUGGAAGGGGUCAAUAGGUUGGGUUAGGGUUAGUAGUCACUGUCUGCUGAUGGAAGGGGUCAAUAGGUUGGGUUAGGGUUAGUAGUCACUGUCUGCUGAUGGAAGGGGUCAAUAGGUUGGGUUAGGGUUAGUAUAUCAUGUUUCGAGGGGGCCGGUCAAUAGGUUGGGUUAGGGUUAGUAGUCCUGUCCUUUUAUGGAAGGGGUCAAAAGUUGGGGAGGGGGAGUAGUCCGUUGUGAUGGAAGGGGUCAAAAGGUUGGGGUUAGGGUUUGAGUCAUGUUGCUGAGGGGAAAGGGGCAAAAGGUUGGGUUUGGGUUUGUAGUCACUGUUUGCUGAUGGAAGGGCCUGGCAAAGGUGGGUUUUGGGUUGUAGCAUGUCUGCUGUGGAAAGGGGGGCCAAAAGGUUUGGGUUUGGGUUAGUAGUCACGUUGCGAGGAAGGGGUCAAUAGGGUUGGGGGUUUGGUUAGAGUCCUGUCUGUGAUGGAAGGGGUAAUGGGUUUGGGUUAGGGGGUUUGUAGUAUGUUGCUGAUGGAAGGGGUCAAUAGGUUGGGUUUGGGGUUAGGUCCUGUCUGCUUUAGGGAAAGGGGCAAAGGUUUUGGGUUUGGGUUUUGUAGUCCGUCUCUGAUGGAAGGGGUCAAUAGGUUGGGUUAGUAUGGGGGGGUGUCCUUUCUGUUAUGGGUAAGACAGUGAUUGGGGGGUGUUUCCUUUCUGUUAUGGGUAAGACUGUGAUUGGGGGGUGUUUCCUUUCUGUUAUGGGUAAGACAGUGAUUGGGGGGUGUUUCCUUUAUGUUAUGGGUAAGACAGUGAUUGGGGGGUGUUUCCUUAUGUUAUGGUAAGACUGUGAUUGGGGGGUGUCCUUUCUGUUAUGGGUAAGACAGUGAUUGGGGGGUGUUUCCUUUCUGUUAUGGGUAAGACAGUGAUUGGGGGGUGUUUCCUUUAUGUUAUGGGUAAGACAGUGAUUGGGGGGUGUUUCCUUUAUGUUAUGGGUAAGUGUUUCCUUUAUGUUAUGGGUAAGACUGUGAUUGGGGGGUGUUUCCUUUCUGUUAUGGGUAAGACUGUGAUUGGGGGAUGUGGGUGUGAGUGGUUUAUCUGUUAUGUAUUUUCUGUGUGUUUUGAUUCGUCGUGCUGACACAGCGGUUCUGUUGUCUGUGUGUUGUUGCAGGGUCGUCUGCCCGUGAAAUGGAUGGCACCAGAGGCUCUGUUCGACCGCAUCUACACGCACCAGAGCGAUGUGUAAGUUGACACAGCCAGCCACACAGUAGGUCUGGUCUGCUCAUGUAGAGCGAUACGCAGGACAGUAGGAAUGUGUUGUAAUAUCAUGACUUAGCCUCAAUUACCAUCAAAACAUUCCUGCGUGUGAAUAUACAUUUAUUUAUCUCAGUCCUGUUGUAUCAGUCCUGUUGUAUCAAUCAAUCAAUCAAAUGUAUUUAUGAAGCCCUUUUUACAUCAGCAGAUGUCACUAAGUGCUAUACAGAAACCCAGCCUAAAACUCCAAACAGCAAGCAAUAGAGAUGUAGAAGCACAGUGGCUAGGAAAAACUCCCUAGAAAGGCAGGAACCUAGGAAGAAACCUAGAGAGGAACCAGGCUCUGAGGGGUGGCCAGUCCCCUUCUGGCUGUGCCGGGUGGAGAUUAUAACAGUACAUGGCCAUUAAGGCCAGAUUAUUCUUAAAAUCAAAUCACAUUUUAUUUGUCACGUGCGCCGAAUACAACCUUACCGUGAAAUGCUUCAAGAUGUUCAAACAUUCAUAGAUGACCAGAAGGGUCAAAUAAUAAUCAGUGGUUGCAACAGGUCAGUACAUCAGGAGUAAAUGUCACUUGGCUUUUCAUAGCCGAGCAUUCAGAGGUCGAGACAGCAGGUGCAGUAGAGAGAGAGAGAGAGUUGUAAACAGCAGGUCUGGGACAAGGUAGCUCGUCCGGUGAACAGGUCAGGGUUCCAUAGCCGCAGGCAGAACAGUGGAAACUGGAGCAGCAGCACGACCAGGUGGACUGGGGACAGCCAGGAGUCAUCAGGCCAGGUAGUCCUGAGGCAUGGUCCUAGGGCUCAGGUCCUCCAGGAGGGGAGGGAGAGAGGGAGAGAGGGAGAGGACUGGGGACAGCCAGGAGUCAUCAGGCCAGGUAGUCCUGAGGCAUGGUCCUAGGGCUCAGGUCCUCCGGGAUGAGAGGGAGAGAGGGAGAGGACUGGGGACAGCCAGGAGUCAUCAGGCCAGGUAGUCCUGAGGUAUGGUCCUAGGGCUCAGGUCCUCCAGGAGGGGAGGGAGAGAGAGAGAAUUUGAGGGAGCAUACUUAAAUUCACACAGGACACCGGAUAAGACAGGAUAAUAACACCAGAUAUAACAGACUGACCCUUGCCCCCCAGCAUAUAGAAUAUUACAGCAUAGAUACUGGAGGCUGAGACAGGGGGGGGUUGGGGGACACUGUGACCCCCGGACAGGGCCAACCAGGCAGGAUAUAACCCCACCCACUUUGCCAAAGCACAGCCCCCACACCACCAGAGGGAUAUCAACAGACCAACAACCUACUAUCCUGAGACAAGGCUGAGUAUAGUCAAGAUUCUAGCAGCUGUGUUUAGCACUAACUGAAGUUUAUUUAGUACUUUAUCCGGGUAGCCGGAGAGUAGAGCAUUGCAGUAGUCUAAUCUAGAAGUGACAAAAGCAUUGAUUAGCUUUUCUGCAAAAAGUUUCAGAUUUUUGCAAUGUUACAAAGAUGGAAAAAAGCUGUCCAUUAAAUAUUCUUGAUAUGUUCGUCAAAAGAGAGAUCAGGGUCCAGAGUAACGCCAAGGUCCUUCACAGUUUUAUUUGAGACGACUGUACCACCAUCAACAUUAACUGUCAGAUCCAACAGCAGAUCUCUUUGUUUCUUGGGACCUAGAACUAGCAUGUCUGUUUUGUCCGAGUUUAAAAGUAAAAUAUUUGCCGCCAUCCACUUCCUUAUGUCUGAAACACAGGCUUCCAGUGUAGGCAAUUUUGUGGUUCACCAUGUUUCCUCAAAAUGUACAGCUGUGAAAGUUGACAUUGUGUUUCCGAAUGACAUCACCAAGAGGUAGAAUAUGUAGUGAAAACAAUAGUGGUCCUAAAACGGAACAUUGAGGAACACCGAAACAUACUAUUGAUUUGUCAGAGGACAAACCAUCCACAGAGACUAACUGAUAUCUUUCCGACAGAUAAGAUCUAAACCAGGCAAGAACUUGUCCGUGUCGACCAAUUAGGGUUUCCAAUCUCUCCAAAAGAAUGUGGUGAUCGAUGGUGUUAAAAGCAGCACUAAGGUCUAAGAGCACGAGGACAGAUGCAGAGCCUUGGUCUGACGCCAUUAAAAGGUCAUUUACCACCUUCACGAGUGCAGUGAUGGGGUCUAAAACCAGACUGAAGGAUUUCUUAUGCAUUAUUGGUCUUCAGGAAGGCAGUGAGUUGCUGCACAACAGCUUUUUCAAAAAAAAUUGAGUGGAAUGAGAGAUUCGAUAUAGGCCGAUUUAGUUCUUUACAUUUUCUGGGUCACGGUUUGGGUUUUUCAAGAGAGGCUUUAUUACUGCCACUUUAGUGAGUUUGGUUCACAUCCAGUGGAUAGGGAGCCGUUUAUUAUGUUCAACAUAGGAGGGCCAAGCACAGGAAGUAGCUCUUUCAGUAGUUUAGUUGGAAUAGGGUCCAGUAUGCAGCUUGAAGGUUUAGAGGCCAUGACUAUUUUCAUGAAUGUGUCGAGAGAUACAGGAUUAAAAAACUUGAGUGCAUUUAAUGCAUUUAAUAACACUGCGACCAGUAUGUGGAGUUGAGUUAAGGCUUGUUGGGAGGGAUGCAUUUAAUAACGCUGUGACCAGUAUGUGGAGUUGAGUUAAGGCUUGUUGUGAGGGAUGCAUUUAAUAACAUUGCGACCAGUAUGUGGAGUUGAGUUAAGGCUUGUUGUGAGGGAUGCAUUUAAUAAUGCUGCGACCAGUAUGUGGAGUUGAGUUAAGGCUUGUUGGGAUGCAUUUAAUAAGAUAUGAAUAUAAAAUCAAGACAACAGCUGAACCAUGUUACUGCUUCAGUGCUCUUUGACCUCUGACCUGUGCUCCCUCCCUCUCUCCAGGUGGUCCUAUGGGGUGCUGCUCUGGGAGAUCUUCACCCUGGGGGGGUCCCCGUACCCCGGCAUCCCUGUCGAGGAGCUGUUCAAACUGCUGAAAGAGGGCCACCGCAUGGACAAGCCUGCCAACUGCACACAUGAACUGUAGGUCAUGUUUAUGUAACAGAUGUUUCAUCUCUCUUGCGUUGUGUAAUAUAGAAAGGAACACCAACCACCGGUCCCAGUUGACCAGUAGUUUAUUUUCUGACAAUAGAUAGCAAACAGCACAUUAGAUGUGCAGGGCUCAGUGAUGUUGAUGGCUGUCGAUAGCAUGAAUCACUUGCAUAUUAAUAUCAGACUGGGUCUUUUAUCAUCAUUGAUCACAAUAACAAAAAUAUGACAAAAUACGAUGUGUAAAUACCUGACAGUAGAGAGGAAACAGCAAAAACAAUAAAAGAUAUAUAUAUAUAUAUACAUGUUAUAUACACUACCGGUCAAAAGUUUUAGAACACCUGCUCAUUCAAGGGUUUUUCUUUAUUUUUACUAUUUUCUACAUUGUAGAAUAAUACAUAUGGAAUCAUUUAGUAACCAAAAAAGUGUUAAACAAAUCAAAAUAUAUUUUAUAUUUGAGAUUCUUCAAAUAGCCACCCUUUGGCUUGAUGACAGCUUUGCACACUCUUGGCAUUCUCUCAACCAGCUUCACCUGGAAUGCUUUUCCAACAGUCUUGAAGGAGUUCCCACAUAUGCUGAGCACUUGUUGGCUGCUUUUCCUUCACUCUGCGUUCCGACUCAUCCCAAACCAUCUCAAUUGGGUUGAGGUCAGGGGAUUGUGGAGGCCAGGUCAUCUGAUGCAGCACUCCAUCACUUUCCUUCUUGGUCAAAUAGCCCUUACACAGCCUGGAGGUGUGUUGGGUCAUUGUCCUGUUGAAAAACAAAUGAUAUGUCCCACUAAACCCAAACCAGAUGGGAUGGCGUAUCGCUGCAGAAUGCUGUGGUAGCCAUGCUGGUUAAGUGUGCCUUGAAUUCUAAAUAAAUCACAGACAGUGUCACCAGCAAAGCACCCCAACACCAUAACACUUCCCCCUCCAUGCUUUACGAUGGGAAAUACAGAUGCGGAGAUCAUCCGUUCACCCACACCGCGUCUCACAAAGACACGGCGGUUGGAACCAAAAAUCUCUUAUUUGGACUCCAGACCAAAGGACUAAUUACCACCGUUCUAAUGUCCAUUGCUCAUGUUUCUUGGCCCAAGCAGGUCUCUUCUUCUUAUUGGUGUCCUUUAGUAGUGGUUUCUUUGCAGCAAUUCGACCAUGAAGGUCUGAUUCAUACACUCUCCUCUGAACAGUUGAUGUUGAGAUGUGUCUGUUAAUUAAACUCUGUGAAGCAUUCUUUUGGGCUGCAAUUUUUGGGCAGCAGAGGUAACUCUGGGUCUUCCAUUCCUGUGGUGGUCCUCAUGAGAGCCAGUUUCAUCAUAGCGCUUGAUGGUUUUUGCGACUGCACUUGAAGAAACUGUCAAAGUUCUUGAAAUUUUCCGGAUUGACUGACGUUCAUGUCUUAAAGUAAUGAUGGACUGUCGUUUCUCUUUGCUUAUUUGAGCUGUUCUUGCCAUAAUAUGGACUUGGUCUUUUACCAAAUAGGGCUAUCUUCUGUAUAUACCCCCCCCCCCCCCCCCCCCCCCCCCACCUUGUCACAACACAACGGAAUGGCUCAAACACAUUAAGAAGGAAAGAAAUUCCACAAAUUAACUUUUAAGAAGGCACACCUGUUAAUUGAAACGCAUUCCAGGUGACUACCUCAUGAAGCUGGUUGAGAGAAUGCCAAGAGUGUGCAAAGCUGUCAUCAAGGCAAAGGUGGCUAUUUGAAGAAUCUCAAAUAUAAAAUAUAUUUUGAUUUGUUUAACACUUUUUUGGUUACUACAUGAUUCCAUAUGUGUUAUUUCAUAGUUCUGAUGUCUUCACUAUUAUUCUACAAUGUAGAAAAUAGUAAAAAUAAAGAAAAACCCUUGAAUGAGUAGGUGUUCUGAAACGUUUGACUGGUAGUGUAUAUAUAUAUAUAUAUAUGAGAAUGGAUAAAUGGAACAGAGUCAAACAUGGUUUCCAUAUGUUUGAUACAUUCGAUGUAAUCCAUUCCAGCCAUUACAAUGAGCCCAUCCUCCUAUAGCUCCUCCCACCAGCCUCCACUAAUAGAUGUUUUACUGUCACAUCCACUGGAUAGGUGCUGUGAAAUGUGUUGUUUUACAGGAUCAGCCAUAGCAGUACGGUGCCCCUGGAGCUAAUUAGGGUUAAGUGCCUUGCUCAAGGGCACAUCGACAGAUUUGUCACUUUUGGUUUCACUCUAACCGCUAGGCUACCUGCCACUGUUAUAUAGAUGUGCAGGGCUCAAUGAUGUUGAUGGCUGUCGAUAGCAUGAAUCUGUAACAACAACUCUGUAUUAGCUAAUGCGGCCAUUACAUCUAGCGCAUGCUAGCUAACUCACGUAUACAGCAAUAACAGACAUUACAUCUAGAGCAUGCUAGCUAACUCACUUAUACAGCAAUAACAGACAUUACGUCUAGAGCAUGCUAGCUAACUCACUUAUACAGCAAUAACAUACAUUACAUCUAGAGCAUGCUAGCUAACUCACUUAUACAGCAAUAACAGACAUUACGUCUAGAGCAUGCUAGCUAACUCACUUACACAGCAAUAACAGACAUUACAUCUAGAGCAUGCUAGCUAACUUACUUAUACAGCAAUAACAGACAUUACGUCUAGAGCAUGCUAGCUAACUCACUUAUACAGCAAUAACAGACAUUACGUCUAGAGCAUGCUAGCUAACUCACUUAUACAGCAAUCAUACAUACAAAAGCACAUCGCAGAAAGCCCCCAAUAUCAAACAGGUACCACACGUACGUAUACACUCAGUGGCCAAUUUAUUAGGUACACCCAUUUAGUACCUGGUCGGACCCCCCUUUGCCUCCAGAACAGCCUGAAGGAUUCUGCAAAAUGUCAUAAACGUUUGUUGCUCAAUUGUUAUCAAAGGACCUAAAGUGCCAGGAAAAUAUUCCCCACACCAGUACACCACCACCACCAGCCUGUACCGUUGAAACCAGGCAGGAUGGGGCCAUGGACUCAUGCUGCUUAUGACAAAUCCUGACUCUGCCAUCAGCAUGAUGCAACAGGAACCAGGAUUUGUCGGACCAAGAGAUGUUUUUGCACUCCUCAGUUGUCCAGUGUUGGUGAUGGUGUUCCCACUGGAGACGAUUCUUCUUGUUUUAGGCUGAUAGGAGUGGAACCCGGUGUGGUCGUCUGCUGCAAUAACCCAUCCGUGACAAGGAUUGAAGAGUUGUGCGUUCCGAGAUGCCGUUCUGUACACAGCUGUUGUACCGCGCUGUUAUUGGUCUGUUUUUGGCCCACCUAUUAACUUGCACGAUUCUUGCCCGUCUCCUACGACCUCUCUCGUCAACAAGCUGUUUUCACCCACAGGACUGCCGCUGACUGGAUAUUUUUAGUUUGUCCAACCAUUCUCGGUAAACGCUAGACACUGUCGUGGUGAAAAGCCCAGGUGGACGUCUGUUUCUGAGACAUGGGAUCCGGCCCGACUGGAACCGACAAUCAUACAACGCUCAAAGUUGCUUAGGUCACUCGUUUUGCCCAUUCUAAUGUUCAAUCAAACAGAACGGAAUGCCUCGAUGCCUGUCUGCCUGCUUUAUAUAGCAAGCCACGGCCACGUGACUCACUGUCUGUAGGAGCGAUACAUUUGUGUGAAUGGGGUGUACCUAAUAAACUGUCCGGUGGGUCUAUUUACAUCAGGAAAUGUACCUAGUGAACUCGUACACAUUGUAAAUAUGAAAAUGGAAUACAGUAUUUCAGAACAUGACCUACCACUUGCAUGUCAAUAUCAGACUGGGAAGAAUUGACGUUCGCGAUCUCCUCCUAUCUGCAAGCCAAUGAUCUUACACCCUGACAUCUGACUUAAUCCAACCAAUUAGAAUACAUAAACAUUAAGUACACAUUUCUGCAGUGGCAAGUGAAAACAUAACUAGCCCUGUUACAUUUAUGACCUGUAUAGACACCUUUAGAAUCACAUCGACAUUAUCUCCGGAGCAGUUUGAGAUGAAUGCACGGUGUCUGUCUGUGGAAUUCUCAUUUGGAUGUACAGCAGGUCAUACAGUGAGUGUUGUGUAUGGCCUGUAUUCACUGUGUUGUGUAUGGCCUGUAUUCACUGUGCUGUAUUGUAACUGUUGUGUCUCUGUAGGUAUAUGAUCAUGAGGGAGUGCUGGCACGCUGUUCCAUCCCAGAGGCCUACCUUCAGGCAGCUGGUGGAAGACCAUGACAGGGUUCUAUCCAUGACCUCCACGGACGUAAGUCACAACUAUAAACACAAUAACUAUAACCCCAGAUAACUGUCUAACCCUAACCCCAGAUUACUAACCCUAGAUAACUGUCUAACCCUAACCCCAGAUUACUAACCACAGAUAACUGUCUAACCCUAACCCCAGAUUACUAACCCCAGAUAACUGUCUAACUAUAACCCCAGAUGACUAACCCUAGAUAACUGUCUAACCCUAACCCCAGAUUACUAACCACAGAUAACUGUCUAACCCUAACCCCAGAUUACUAACCCCAGAUAACUGUCUAACCCUAACCCCAGAUGACUAACCCCAGAUAACUGUCUAACUAUAACCCCAGAUUACUAACCCUAGAUAACUGUCUAACCCUAACCCCAGAUUACUAACCCUAGAUAACUGUCUAACCCUAACCCCAGAUUACUAACCACAGAUAACUGUCUAACCCUAACCCCAGAUUACUAACCCCAGAUAACUGUCUAACUAUAACCCCAGAUGACUAACCCUAGAUAACUGUCUAACCCUAACCCCAGAUUACUAACCACAGAUAACUGUCUAACCCUAACCCCAGAUUACUAACCCAGAUAAACUGUCUAACCCUAAACCCCAGAUGACUAACCCCAGAUAACUGUCUAACUAUAACCCCAGAUUACUAACCCUAGAUAACUGUCUAACCCUAACCCCAGAUUACUAACCCUAGAUAAACUGUCUAACCCUAACCCCAGAUUACUAACCCCAGAUAACUGUCUACCCUAACCCCAGAUACUAACCCCAAUAACUGUCUAACCCUAACCCCAGAUGACUAACCCCAGAUAACUGUCUAACUAUAACCCCAGAUUACUAACCCUAGAUAACUGUCUAACCCUAACCCCAGAUUACUAACCCUAGAUAACUGUCUAACCCUAACCCCAGAUUACUAACCCCUAAUGCGGCCAUUACAUCUAGCGCAUGCUAGCUAACUCACUUACACAGCAAUAACAGACAUUACGUCUAGAGCAUGCUAGCUAACUCACUUAUACAGCAAUAACAAUUACAUCUAGAGCAUGCUAGCUAACUCACUUACACAGCAAUAACAGACAUUACGUCUAGAGCAUGCUAGCUAACUCACUUACACAGCAAUAACAGACAUUACAUCUAGAGCAUGCUAGCUAACUCACUUAUACAGCAAUAACAGACAUUACAUCUAGCGCAUGCUAGCUAACUCACUUAUACAGCAAUAACAGACAUUACAUCUAGAGCAUGCUAGCUAACUCACUUAUACAGCAAUAACAGACAUUACGUCUAGAGCAUGCUAGCUAACUCACUUAUACAGCAAUAACAAUUACAUCUAGAGCAUGCUAGCUAACUCACUUAUACAGCAAUGACAGACAUUACAUCUAGAGCAUGCUAGCUAACUCACUUAUACAGCAAUAACAGACAUUACAUCUAGCGCAUGCUAGCUAACUCACUUAUACAGCAAUAACAGACAUUACAUCUAGAGCAUGCUAGCUAACUCACUUAUACAGCAAUAACAAUUACAUCUAGAGCAUGCUAGCUAACUCACUUAUACAGCAAUAACAAUUACAUCUAGAGCAUGCUAGCUAACUCACUUAUACAGCAAUAACAGACAUUACGUCUAGAGCAUGCUAGCUAACUCACUUAUACAGCAAUAACAGACAUUACAUCUAGAGCAUGCUAGCUAACUCACUUAUACAGCAAUAACAGACAUUACAUCUAGAGCAUGCUAGCUAACUCACUUAUACAGCAAUAACAUACAUUACAUCUAGCGCAUGCUAGCUAACUCACUUAUACAGCAAUAACAGACAUUACAUCUAGCGCAUGCUAGCUAACUCACUUAUACAGCAAUAACAGACAUUACAUCUAGAGCAUGCUAGCUAACUCACUUAUACAGCAAUAACAGACAUUACAUCUAGAGCAUGCUAGCUAACUCACGUAUACAGCAAUAACAGACAUUACGUCUAGAGCAUGCUAGCUAACUCACUUAUACAGCAAUAACAGACAUUACAUCUAGAGCAUGCUAGCUAACUCACUUAUACAGCAAUAACAGACAUUACAUCUAGAGCAUGCUAGCUAACUCACUUAUACAGCAAUAACAGACAUUACAUCUAGCGCAUGCUAGCUAACUCACUUAUACAGCAAUGACAGACAUUACAUCUAGAGCAUGCUAGCUAACUCACUUAUACAGCAAUAAAAUCAAAUCAAAUCAAAUUUUAUUGGUCACAUGCGCCGAAUACAACAGGUGCAGACAUUACAGUGAAAUGCUUACUUACAGCCCUUAACCAACAGUGCAUUUAUUUUAAACAAAAAAGUAAGAAUAAAACAACAACAAAAAAGUGUUGAGAAAAAAAGAGCAGAAGUAAAAAAUAAAGUGACAGUAGGGAGGCUAUAUAUACAAUAGAAUAAAGUGACAGUAGGGAGGCUAUAUAUACAGGGGGGUACCGUUGCAUAGUCAAUGUGCGGGGGCACCGGCUAGUUGAGGUAAUAUGUACAUGUGGGUAGAGUUAAAGUGACUAUGCAUAAAUACUUAACAGAGUAGCAGCAGCGUAAAAAGGAUGGGGUGGGGGGGCAGUGCAAAUAGUCCGGGUAGCCAUGAUUAGCUGUUCAGGAGUCUUAUGGCUUGGGGGUAGAAGCUGUUGAGAAGUCUUUUGGACCUAGACUUGGCACUCCGGUACCGCUUGCCGUGCGGUAGCAGAGAGAACAGUCUAUGACUAGGGUGACUGGAGUCUUUGACAAUUUUGAGGGCCUUCCUCUGACACCGCCUGGUAUAGAGGUCCUGGAUGGCAGGGAGCUUUGCCCCAGUGAUGUACUGGGCCGUACGCACUACCCAAUAACAAUUACAUCUAGAGCAUGCUAGCUAACUCACGUAUACAGCAAUAACCUCUAUAUAAAACUAAUACAACUCUAACAUUAUCUCUAGAGUACCAGAAUUCCUCACAAGGAUAAGGAUUGUAAAACAAGGAAUAUUUGGGGAUUUUUUGCCGGUCCCCAUAAGUAAAAAGGCUAUAUUAGGCUUAGGGGUUAGGGUUAGGGUUAGUGUUAGGGUUAGGGUUAGGGUUAGGGUUAGGGUUAUGUUAAGGGUUAGGUUUAUGGUUAGGGUUAGUGUUCGGUUUAGGGUUAGGAGUUAGGGUUAGGGUUUUGGGGUUAAGGUUAGGGUUAUGUUAAGUGUUAGGUUUAGGAUUAAGGAAAAUAGGAUUUUGAAUUGGAAUCAAUUGUUUGGUCCCUACAAGGAUAGUUAAACAAACGUGAGUACCUGGACCUGUCUGUUCUAACACUGUGUGUUGUGUUGGUUCCUUCAGGAGUACCUGGACCUGUCUGUUCUAACACUGUGUGUUGUGUUGGUUCCUUCAGGAGUAUCUGGACCUGUCUGUUCUAAUGCUGUGUGUUGUGUUACUACAGGAGUACCUGGACCUGUCUGUUCUAAUGCUGUGUGUUGUGUUACUACAGGAGUACCUGGACCUGUCUGUUCUAAUGCUGUGUGUUGUGUUACUACAGGAGUACCUGGACCUGUCUGUUCUAACACUGUGUGUUGUGUUGGUUCCUUCAGGAGUACCUGGACCUGUCUGUUCUAACACUGUGUGUUGUGUUGGUUCCUUCAGGAGUACCUGGACCUGUCUGUUCUAAUGCUGUGUGUUGUGUUACUACAGGAGUACCUGGACCUGUCUGUUCUAAUGCUGUGUGUUGUGUUACUACAGGAGUACCUGGACCUGUCUGUUCUAAUGCUGUGUGUUGUGUUACUACAGGAGUACCUGGACCUGUCUGUUCUAAUGCUGUGUGUUGUGUUACUACAGGAGUAUCUGGACCUGUCUGUUCUAAUGCUGUGUGUUGUGUUACUACAGGAGUACCUGGACCUGUCUGUUCUAAUGCUGUGUGUUGUGUUACUACAGGAGUAACCUGGACCUGUCUGUUCUAAUGCUGUGUGUUGUGUUACUACAGGAGUACCUGGACCUGUCUGUUCUAAUGCUGUGUGUUGUGUUACUACAGGAGUACCUGGACCUGUCUGUUCUAAUGCUGUGUGUUGUGUUGUGUUACUACAGGAGUAUCUGGACCUGUGUGUCCCGUUUGAGCAGUACUCUCCAACCUGCCAAGACUCCAGCAGCACCUGUUCCUCAGGAGAUGACUCCGUGUUCUCUCACGACCCCCUCCCCACGACCCACGACAUGACCAACCCUGCCUCCCCAUGACCCCAUCCCUUAUCAAUGCUGCCUCCCCUGGAC